AUGGCUGCUACAAGCAAUGUGACUGAAAUCAUAUUCUUGGGAUUUUCCCAGAACCGGGAUGUGCAGAAGUUAAUUUCUGUGGUGUUUCUCCUCAUGUACACGGCCAUUGUGCUGGGUAACGGCCUCAUUGUGGUGACCAUCAUGGCCAGCAGGGGGCUCACCUCCCCCAUGUAUUUCUUCCUUGGCUAUUUAUCCUUUGUGGAGAUCUGUUACUGUUCUGUCACGGUCCCCAGACUCAUCCUUGAUUCUUUUUUGGGGAGGAAAGUCAUUUCCCUCAAGGGCUGCAUCACACAGAUAUUUUUCCUCCAUUUCUUUGGUGGCACCGAGAUCUUUCUCCUGACGGUGAUGGCCUACGACCGCUACGUGGCCAUCUGCAAGCCCCUGCGCUACACCGUCAUCAUGAGCCCGCGCGUGUGUAGCCUCCUGGUGGGGGUGGCAUGGGGUGGGGGCUUGCUGCAUUCUGCCGGGCAAACCUUCCUCAUUUUCCAGCUGCCCUUCUGUGGCCCCCAGGUCCUCGACCACUACUUCUGUGACGUCCACCCGGUGCUGAAGCUGGCCUGCUCGGACACUUUCCUCAUCGGCAUACUCGUCAUCACCAAUGGCGGGUCCAUCUCCGUGGCCAGCUUCACCGGGCUGCUCGCUUCCUACGUGGUCAUCUUGCAGUCCCUGAGGACCCAGACCUCAGAAGGCCGGCGCAAGGCCCUCUCCACCUGCACCGCUCACGUUGCAGUGGUGGCCCUGUUCUUCAUCCCCUGUUCCUUUGUCUACAUGAGGCCCUGUGUCACCCUCCCUGCAGACAAAGUAGUCGCCGUGUUCUACACGGUGGUCACACCUCUCUUAAACCCCGUCAUUUACUCCUUCAGGAAUGCUGAAGUCAAAAACGCCAUGAGGAGACUGAUGGGGAGGAAAGUGAUUUGGGACAAGAAAUAG
This is a messenger RNA of Vicugna pacos (alpaca), 930 nucleotides long. It is a transcript of the gene OR4X1, whose product is annotated as olfactory receptor family 4 subfamily X member 1. NCBI's taxonomy places the organism in Eukaryota, Metazoa, Chordata, Mammalia, Artiodactyla, Camelidae. Gene Ontology annotation, biological process: G protein-coupled receptor signaling pathway. The record is from RefSeq and is a predicted model, not a curated record. Gene Ontology annotation, molecular function: olfactory receptor activity; G protein-coupled receptor activity. Gene Ontology annotation, cellular component: membrane.